Chelonus insularis is the source of this 773-nucleotide messenger RNA. RefSeq lists its product as uncharacterized. The record is from RefSeq and is a predicted model, not a curated record. The coding region runs from base 121 to 615 and encodes 164 amino acids. NCBI's taxonomy places the organism in Eukaryota, Metazoa, Arthropoda, Insecta, Hymenoptera, Braconidae. The transcript has 5 exons. Gene Ontology annotation, cellular component: membrane.
AACUGUUUUAAUUAUUGACAAUAAUUGUGAUUUUUUUUAUAAACAAAUAAAGUGAAAAAAGUUUUUUAAGAAAUUCAAUAAGUUUUUGAGUAAAAUUGAAUCUAUUCAUAAUUUGCAACUAUGUCUCAUACAGCGGUGACCGUAAGGACUGCAACAGUUACUCGCACAAGUGGAUCCAGUAUUUUCUUAAACACAGGAUAUUUAACCACUUUCAGAGGAUUUUUGAAAGUUUUAGAAACAAUAUUGGGAGUUAUUGUUGUUGGAAUAAUGGGUCAUCACUUAGAUAAACAUCAUUAUUUUGUUGUUGGUGAUCAAUUUUUACUUCUUAUGGCCACAACCUUCAUGAUUGGAACAUUUCUGCUACUACUAAGUAGUUUUCUAUCAUUAACAACUGAGACAAUGUUGUCCAAAACUCUUUUCGAGGUUAUUUAUCAUGCAGUUGCAUUUGGUUUGUUACUUGCCUCAUCUUUGAAUCUUUUAAUAAAAGUUACCGAUAAUAGGAGAUAUUCUUCAGAAUAUGAAUUAUUGUUAGGAGCAUCAAUCUGUGGAUUAAUAAACUGCGCCUUAUAUUUCUGCAGUACAGUAAUUGCCAUUCGAAUGUACCGAGGUUUUUAAAUCAAACGUUCUGAUAUUAAAUUAACUAUUAUCAAAUAAUAUUUAUAAAUUGUGUUCUAAACAUGAUGUUUUUAUUCUGUUUUAUUAUAUAGUUUAAUAAUGAAAUUACCAGGAUACUUAAUAUACUAUAGCGACAAAUAAAUGUAUAAUAUUCAUAA